AUGCCUUUUCAAGCCAAUGCCAGAGGGCGCGACAGAAGCACUUCUAAUCCUUUCAAGAACCGCUCUCAGCCUGUGACGCCUGUUACACCCAACACGCCAAUAUCGCCCAAUUUUCCCAAGUUGCGUCCUCCAGCGAAUCUUCCCCGUCAAAACCUUCCUGCAUGGGAUCGCGCUUAUGAUGCUGUCUGUCAUAGCACAGUCGACGAAAAAGCAAGCUUUGAGAAUGUGCUUCUGGCCUUCUUCAAGGAUCAUGGCCGAAGAAAGUCGUCAUUUGGAUACUUCCGUCUUCCCGACUCGGUGCGGUUUCAAAUCUGCCUGUACCUACUUCCUGACAACGAUAAGCCUUUGCGCUUAAACAAGUAUCCAUUCAACCGAGAUGUCUGGCGCUCACAAGACUUCACGUCGCCUUAUUCUACCCUAGGUCCACUCUCGCCAUACUUGGAGGUUUCCUUUGCCUUUCGCGCAGAUGUUCUCGUCACCUUUCUUCAGAAAACGAGACUGCACGCCGUCCUCUCUCCAUUCAUAGGGCCUAGAGUGAGCCCACUUGCAACGAAAUGGCUCAACACAUAUGGGCCAUACGCAAGUAAUAUCGUUAUAGAGUUAGAAAUGUCGCAUCUGGGCGGCGGCCCUACCCCCGACGCUGAAAACCUACUGGCCAACUCCGAGAAAACCGGGCUGAAUUUCAAAUACUUCAUCAUGUCGCAACUCAAGCGCAACUCUUCCUGCCCCAUGGAAAGUUUGAUCCUUUUGUGUCGAAGGUUCUACGGGAAGCGACCGCCGAAAAUAGAGCCUGAGACAACCAGUGCCUCAAUCAGCGCCGCAAGCAGCCGGCCACCUUCACGAGGCGUCAAAACACCCGAACCAUACAGUCCAAGGGGCAAGCCUCUUCAACGGUGGGAAUCCCUGCCAAGAGAUGAGCUAUUGUUGAGCCCCGCCACCUCCCAUGAUACCGACCGCCCAGGUGUACCAAGACCAACAGUUGUCCGUACUCGAGAUGAAUACUGUCCCGACUCGAACCUCGUGUUCUGUAAUAACGUACUUCAUCUCAAGGGCCGCAUCUCAUCUAUGCGAAUGUGCGGCUUCAGCGAGGACUACACGGCACGACUGAUGGGAAGCAUGUUCUCCCAUCAAAACAGUCUCGCCUACCGUGUUACGCCAUCGACGAUAUGGCCUAAACUCGACGGCCAAAAGUCUUACCUCGACAUGGGCCAAGGUAUCAUUGCGCUGGACGAACACGAGGUUGCUGCCUCGGACAACAUACCCAAUGCUUUACGCAAGUGGGAAGGUUGUGUUCAGCUCCCGCCACCCCAUAUCGACGGAAACGGAAACCUUCGUCUCCCUACCCUAGUAGCCGAUUUGCAGAGACUGAGGGACAGUGUCCCACGGAGUGAGACAAGCCUGUCAGAGCGUACAUGCGAGGAAUUGCGGAAUGAAGUCAAGAAGAAGAGGUUUCUAUCAGAGAAGAAAGGACUUGCUUGGCUCAAAGAACCUUUCGGUAAAGGAAAACACAGGAAGAAGAAGAGAGAAUUGUCGAGAGAUGUCGCUACGACGUAUUAA
This is a messenger RNA of Fusarium poae, 1557 nucleotides long. RefSeq lists its product as uncharacterized. The coding region runs from base 1 to 1557 and encodes 518 amino acids. The record is from RefSeq and is a predicted model, not a curated record. NCBI's taxonomy places the organism in Eukaryota, Fungi, Ascomycota, Sordariomycetes, Hypocreales, Nectriaceae. The transcript has a single exon.